AACAAAUGUUAGAUCUGUGGCUUUUGUGCUUUUUAAUGAAAUUGCAAUAAAUUUUCCUAAGGCUAUCAUAACAGUAGAAUUCCCUAGCAAUAUCAGCCAGUAUUAAAAUGACCAUGGCUUUCUCUGUGGGUCAGUUUCUGACUCUGGCAGUGUACUGCUUUAAAUUUUGUAUGUAUAAUCUUGAGUAAUGGAUUUCAAUACUUUUGAAUCUGCUAUCAUCUGAAUGUUUUCACUGACAUGAAUGAGUUGGUAGAAGCAGUGUACUCUUUGGCCUUAAGAGUUGCACAAGGCACAAAGCAACAGUGAGCACCUUCAUGUUUACUCAUUUUCAUAAAUAUCCAUCUUUACCUCAUCAUGCGCUACUCAACCAGCUUGCGAUUGCCUGUUGAGGCCGCUGAGAUGAAAAUGUGAUGCAAAUAUUUGGCAAAGGACCUGGGCUCAUAAAAAACAUUCCUAACAAAUGUGUGCUAUUCUAGGGUAGGCUUUCCUGCAUCUGUAUACAUGAUAUUCAUUAACAUAUAAAAGGAGAAGAACUGGCACAGUUGUGUAUAAUUUAAUGAUUUGCAGAUUACUCUAUGCUUCAACACUAGAGAGCACCAUAACACACUGUACAGCACAAAAAACAGGGUUUCUGUUCCAGUCAUUCCAGCAGGUGAGCAGUUUUCCUAAACAAAGGAUGUUCCAUUAACCCUGAAUUUACCUUUCAGUUUCAGAAAUCCAUGUGUACUUUUGUCUUCCAGAGGACAACUUACUGCCCUUGCAAAUAAAAACACAUUUAGGCAUGCUUAGUAGAAAACUAGCACUACUUCCUUCUUUUUUUUUGCCUGUUCAAACAAACAGAAGGCAGUGCAAUCAACAGCACUAGGUUUCUUUAUCAGUGGAAGUUCUCUGGACUAUGAACAGACAUUUAGUUAUAUAUAUAACUAAAUGAUGCUCACUUUAUAUGUGAAUUAAUCCAAUCAUUUUAGAAUUAAGGGUUAAAAAUAGUGCCAAUUAGGUAGCAUUUCUAUCUAAUUAAAAUUCACUAAAUCAACUCCGCCCAUCUUUUUUUUAAUAGUGCUGUCCUGCUAUAUACAUAGAAUGAUCAUAUCUGUAAAUGGCUGUGAAGUAUCUCAUGAAGUGUCUUUUAUGCUAAUUUAAAGUAGUCUUUUUAGUAUAUGCCAUUAUUAUUUAGUGGAGUACAUAAAAAUAGGAGUGGGUGAAAUAUCUAAAUUUAGAAGGGCUAUAAAGUAAAUAACAAUUUAAAUCUAAAAAGCUAUAAAAGAGUCACAUCUUGAUGCUCUCCAACCUCAAAGUGGGGGAAACUUUGAUGCGGUACAUGCAGCCAUCGAAGAGAAAGGGCAAAGUAUUAAUAAACAGAGGAAGAAAAAGGGAGGGGUGACGAGGCAAUGUGUUGUAAAAAGUAAAACAGAGGGAGGGCAACAAGUUAGUAGGCGAGAGAGAGAGAGAAACAGUGAAAGUUCUGCCCUCUGAGAGAAUCAAAAGCAACAGCUGUUCAGGACAGACCCACCACAGGGUGCAGAGCUGCCAGUAGUGACAAGUUGAGGACUGGACAACUGUGAGGAAGGAGGGAUGAAGAGCAGGGAAGCAUGCACCUGGAUUAAAAAGUGAGUCCUACUAAAUAUGUGGUAUUCAGGAAGGGAAUAGAGCAGGAAACUACCGUGUAACUAGGUGGUGCUAGAUGGACAUUUAGAAGAGGAACUCUGACAAAUGAGGAAUGAAGCAUAAAAGCAAUGGCACAGUACCUGAGAGAUAGAGAGAAGUAGUGAGAGACAGAACACCAGAGAGAACAAUACAAAGAGAGAGAGAGAGAGAGAGAGAGAGACAGCAGCAGAAACAAGGGGGUGGGAGACACACACCAAAAAAGGGCUUGAGCCAGAGCUGGAAUCAAUGCUUGCUGGACAAACGCACAGACGCCAGGGGAGAAGAAUAAGGCAACAACAGACAGACAGUGCAAGUGAAAGAGAGAGAGAGAGAAAGAGAGAGAGAGAGAGACAGAAACAAACAGACUGAUUUGUGAGGGGCAUUAAACAGAACAGGGUGCACUAAGGACUGGGUAAGUGUAUUAAAGUAUGUGCAGUAUGUUUUGGGGUUAGUGGUAGUGUACAGAUUUAUAGGAGUGGGUGAAUAGGGAGUGUCCUUUAUUUGAGGCUAUGGAAUAGAGCUGCAGCUGAACACAGACUGUGAGCUGUGGUGUGCUACCAUGUCCACGGGCCCCGGGCCCCGAGAGGCCCCUCUGCCCAGAGAGAAGCUGUUGAAGGAGCCUGGUGUGAUGGUGGGGAGCUCGGCACAUAGUCCUGUGGGACUUCAGACACUACUUGACCUGCUGGUUGGAGUCUACCAGGAGUUCCAGUCCUCCGAUACAGCCAGAGAUAGAUACAUCAGCCGCUUCCUGCAGUGGGAGCCUCUGGUGAGCCAAGUGAAGAAGACCCGCAUAAAAAGGGAUGAUUUCAACAUCUUGAAGGUGAUUGGCCGGGGGACCUUCAGUGAGGUCGCUGUGGCUAGAAUGCGUGACACUCAACAGGUCUAUGCACUGAAGAUAAUGAACAAAUGGGACAUGCUGAAGCGUGGAGAGACAGCAUGCUUUCAGGAGGAAAGGGAGGUUUUGCUAAAAGGGGAUCGUCGCUGGAUCACCGAGUUGCACUAUGCCUUCCAAGAUGACAAUUACCUUUACUUAGCAAUGGAUUACUAUGUUGGUGGAGACUUGCUGACGUUGCUUAGUAAGUUUGGUGACCAUAUUCCAGAGGACAUGGCUCAGUUUUACUUAGCGGAGAUGGUGAUGGCUAUUGAUUCUGUCCACAGACUGGGCUACGUCCACAGAGAUGUGAAGCCUGAUAACAUCCUGCUAACUGCGAAUGGACAUGUGCGACUGGGGGACUUUGGGUCAUGUUUGAGACUGCAGGAUGAUGGCUUGGUUCACUCUUCGCUGGCUGUAGGUACUCCAGACUACCUGUCUCCAGAGAUCUUGAGAGCAGUAGAAGGAGGAGGAGGAUAUGGUGUAGAAUGUGACUGGUGGGCUCUUGGUGUGUGUGCGUAUGAGAUGCUACUGGGGACCACACCCUUCUAUGCAGAGUCUCUGUCUGAAACUUAUGCAAAAAUAAUCCACUUUCAGGAUUAUUUUGAGUUCCCUGCAUCUGCUGUGGAGAUUUCCGAGGAGGCACGCGCCCUGAUCACAGUUUUGCUAUGUGACAGGAACGAGAGGCUGGGUGCAAAUGGCUCUGCAGAUUUCCGGAGUCAUCCUUUCUUCAGCGGACUUGAGUGGAGUGCCCUGCACCAGUUACCUGCUCCCUAUCAGCCUGAAGUUUCCAAUGCUACAGACACCUCCAACUUUGACGUGCUGGAUGACUGUCUCAGUGAAACAGAGACUCUAACUGAUGUAAUGGACAGAGCACCUACAGGAGUUCACCUAGCAUUUGUUGGAUACUCUUAUACAGCUACUAGAGAAACAGGAGCUGUGGACCGCAGCCAAGACAUCAUGAUGGAGAUUGAUCAGCAGCCAAUUCUAGAGUCUCUGUACCUGCAGGAGAAACUGAAUCAAGUGUGGCAGCUCAGGGAGCAUCAUGAGGUGUCAACACAGACAGAUUUUCCCCUGGCCCUUGAACACAGUACUGUAGAGUCUUCAACCACAUCAGAUACAGAACAGAGCAAUGCCCAAAUCCAGGAACUACAAAGGCAACUGAGGGAGGCUGAGCAGAGAAACAGAGACCUGAAACAAGAAGUACAGACCCUCUGUGACGAGAUCCACAGAUUCAAGGUCCAGCAGGACAAAGAACUGUGUGUGUGCCCAUCGCCUGUCUUUCUGCCUGCCUGCUGUGUGGAGCCUUUCAGGGAUAACUCAGCAGUGCCCCCUGCCUGCCAUUACCCACUAGUGAGGCCUCUGCUGCGCCACCUGCUGCUCUUCCACAGGGUGCGUUGGCCACAGGUGAAGACUGAGUCGUACUUGCUGGUGUGUGCAAAAAGCAGAGAACUCCAGAUGUGGGAGUGCUACCGCAGUUCUGAGCUCUCCUGAGUGCUGCUGUGUGAAGAGCCAAUGUCGGGUUCUCUGUGUGGGUCCAGCAUGAUUGUCUGACAUCCUCAGACAGUUUGUAUAGUCCAGUCUCUAAAACUCUCCACACCUUAUUCUAAGCCACACUGUUGAGAUCCACCCUGUUGUUAACACCAUUCAGGAGUACUGUAUGUGCAACUGGGGUUCAUUCAGUAACAAGUAGCAAGCUUAAUUUGUUAAUGUUUACUUUAUAGGCCUCAUUGAUUUUCAUUGAUUUUGGUUUCAUGCAGGCUGACACUUGAUUGCACUUGUUAAUGAAAAAUGGGUUUAUGGUCUUUCAGUUUGUAUGAUACUCCUUUUAUACACACUUAAGCUUUUGAAAUAUAAUUUAAACAAGUACCAUCUGAUAUAUCAAAGUGUGUGUAUCAGGCACUGACACUAACACACAUUAGCGUAGAUACAGACAAAAGAAAAAGAGGAGAGGACAUAGAGAAAGACCACUGAAUCCCAGGUGUGCUGUUAUAAUGCACUGUGUACUGAAGAGAUUUUAUUAUCUUUUGUACAAAGAAAGUAUUGCACAUUUAAAAGCUAUAAAUGUUAACUAAGUAUUACAUAUUUAUUACAGGACAACUCAAUUUUCUUUUGUCCAUAAAAUGCUUGAGUGAACAAAUGCUGUUUAUGGUGUGGAAAAGACUAUUAUAUUAUUACAGAAG
Pangasianodon hypophthalmus (striped catfish) is the source of this 4698-nucleotide messenger RNA. RefSeq names its product myotonin-protein kinase. Lineage: Eukaryota; Metazoa; Chordata; Actinopteri; Siluriformes; Pangasiidae. Gene Ontology annotation, biological process: peptidyl-threonine phosphorylation; actomyosin structure organization. Gene Ontology annotation, cellular component: cytoplasm; cytoskeleton. Gene Ontology annotation, molecular function: protein serine/threonine kinase activity; ATP binding. The record is from RefSeq and is a predicted model, not a curated record. The transcript has 15 exons. Bases 2204 to 4009 code for a protein of 601 amino acids.